UGUGCAGAGUUAUAAAGCAAAAGGAGGAUUAUGAAAUACUGGAAGAAGACCUAAAUAAGAUCUGGGAAUGGAGUAAAAAGUGGGAAAUGGAAUUCAAUGUGAACAAACCCCAUGUCAUGGUAAUGGGAAUGUGAACAAACCCCAUGUCAUGGAAAUGGGAAAGAGUGGGAAUCUAUAAGAUGGGAGAUGGAGUAGAACUAGUGAAAGUAAAAAAGGAAAAGGACUUAGGAGUGAUGAUGGAAGAAAACAAUCAACCGGUAAGCCAUAUUGAUAGAAUUUUACUUCAGCAACCCACUGCCAUUGCUGGAGAGGCUACACAUGAGAUACGCAAAGAUCAAGGUACCGGCAGUGACGCUUUGUUCUCGGUACAGGCAAGACAUGUUUGUCUUGCAGCUGCGGUUUGCCAUUUUGGGAUUGGUUAUCCAUUAUCUGUUUUUCAGAGCGGGUUUGCACUUAUUUAAUACCUUACUUUAUUACCCCGUGAUCCCGUUGGUGUGGGAAGAGUGCCUGGUGUUCCUUUCCUGUUAUCCAUUUGGAGCGGAGGACACGGUGUGGAGCAAGGAGCGGGACAUGUGAUAGAAGUGUGCUGUUGUGUAGGUGUUUGGUACAUCAGUAUGUCUUCCUCGGGUGGUUCUACACCUCUAAGAAGCGGUUCCUCACAUUCUCGUGGAAGCCGACUCUAUUCGUCCUCUAGGCAUAAGACGAAGAAGAAUAUUCAACGGUCUGGGGCCUCUGCUGGUGAGGAUGCCAUUGCAAGUGAUCGUGUGUCUAAGAUGGAUGCCCGACCACCAGUUAGCCAGUCUGGAGAAGUUAGCAAUUCUUCUUUAUCCAAGAUUUUGGAGGCUUUGGCUGUACUUCAAGAGGAUGUGAAUAAACUUAAGAGUGACAGAGGUGACAGUGCAAGUGUUGGUAAUGGGCCAGCACAGGACUUAGGUGGUACUCAUGAAUUUUCUGUCUCCCAUCCCCCUUCUACCUCUGGUGAAUUUUCUGGGUUUAGGUCAAAAGAAGUGAGUGCUGAAGAAGGUGAGAUUGAAGAUGAGGUUCCUUCUGGCAGUAUUCUGUUACAAGCAGCUAAGGCCUAUGUGCCCGUGGAUGACUGUUCUGAAGCUAUUGAAGAACCGAUUGCUGCAAUGGUGAAUCACUGGUUUUCUCAUGGGGUGAAAGAUGAAGACCAUAAGGAGAUUUUGGCAGAUGAGGUUUCUAAACGUCCUAGAAACUGUAAGGCACUUAUUCCAGUUGAGUGCUGGAUGCCCUACCCACUGAGGCAAAGAAAGCUGAUUUCAGACUAAAGGAAGUCGGCAAGGAUAUAACUAAGGCUGCCACUAUCAUUGUUAAAUCACUUACUGUUCUGGACAAGUUUACUAAUGAGGAGCACAAUCAGGUCAUGAGGUGGCUAUGCUUAAUGGGGCCUUGGGGUUGUUAGGGCAUGCUAACUUUAAACUAAAUAUGAAUAGACGGUAUUUCCUCAAACGUGAGAUAAACCAAAAGUAUGCCCACUUAUGCACUGAUAAGACUCCUGUGACUGGCUUACUGUUUGGGGAUGAUCUUACUCAAGCUACCAAACAGAUUGAGGAGGCUGAGAGGCUGAAAAACAAGUUUACCAACAAGAUGGCUAUGGAUCUACCAACCCUGGAACAAAGAAGGGAGAGAGGAGAUCUGAUACAAGUUUAUAAAUUGAUCAACGGAAUGGACCAAGUGGAUAAUGAGAAACUGAUCCUGAGAGAAUAAUAUGAUAUUCGAAGCAGAAGAUCGCAUAGUAAAAAGCUGAGAAAGGGAGGAUGUCUGAGAGAUGUUAAAAAAUAUAGUUUCCCGCAAAGAUGUGUUGAGAUGUGGAACAGUUUAAAUGAAGA
Portunus trituberculatus (swimming crab) is the source of this 1850-nucleotide messenger RNA. RefSeq lists its product as uncharacterized. Bases 615 to 1289 code for a protein of 224 amino acids. NCBI's taxonomy places the organism in Eukaryota, Metazoa, Arthropoda, Malacostraca, Decapoda, Portunidae. The transcript has 2 exons. The record is from RefSeq and is a predicted model, not a curated record.